AUGAAGAUCGGUACUCAUGAUGGUGUUUUUCAUUGUGACGAAGUUCUCGCUUGCUGUAUGCUUAAACGUCUUCCUGAGUAUGAAGAUGCUGAUAUAAUUCGGACCAGAGAUAUGACGAAGUUAAUUGAUUGUGACAUAGUUGUUGACGUUGGCGCCGUUUUUGAUCACUCGAAGAAGCGUUAUGAUCAUCACCAGCGAGAGUUUAAUGAAACUUUAAGUACAUUGAAACCAGAAUUGGGAGAGAGGUAUAAAGUCAAACUCAGCUCUGCAGGUCUUGUGUAUGCUUACUAUGGUGAAAGAGUAAUUCGCACUGUUGAACCUAAGGAUGCACCAUUAACUGAUGAGAAUUUGAAAGUCAUUUAUAAAAAGGUUUAUGAAAACUUAAUAGAGGAGAUAGAUGGCAUAGACAAUGGUGUUCCAAUGACUAAAGAAGAGCCGCUGUACAAAAUCCGUACACACUUAAGCGCACAAGUUGGUAGAUUAAAUCCAGAAUGGAAUAGUAAACAAAUAAUUAACGUCGAUGAAAUUUUUAAAAAAGCAAUGGAUUUGGUUUUAAAAGAAUUUCUUUAUACAGUCAACUAUUCCAUAUCAGUUUGGUUGCCAGCAAGGGAUUUCGUUAAAUCUGCUUUAGAAAGGAGAUUCGAGGUGCACGGUUCAGGGCAGAUAUUAGAGUUUACAGAAAGAUUCCCCUGGAAGGAGCAUUUGUUUGAUUUGGAGACGGAAAUGGGCAUUGGACAUGAAAUCAAAUAUGUACUUUUCAAUGACAAGCCGAAAUCAUGGAGAAUACAAGCGGUGCCUAUUGAUCCGAUUAGCUUUGUAUUAAGGUAUGUCGUGUAA
Molecule: messenger RNA, 837 nt
Organism: Parnassius apollo (apollo)
Lineage: Eukaryota; Metazoa; Arthropoda; Insecta; Lepidoptera; Papilionidae
Source: the annotation of a GenBank genome assembly